UCCCUCUGAGCAGCAGGGGGACUAUGGUGUCAAAUUAAAGCAUUUUUCCCCACUGUCAAUGGGUGGUAAGGUUUUCGGGGGUUAAAAUCAAAAGAGAAUGAUAUGACGCGUAAUCUAGGGAUCUCCCUUCUUCAUUCUCUGAGGCUCGACUUCACGCUCAUGGAAUUAUUAACCCUUAUCUCUCUUGUCAAUUUAAGAAUGUGUGGAUAUAAGGUGAGAUGAUUUCAGUAUUUGGGAUUACUGUGUGAGCCAUGUGUUUCCUCCAAGCUGGAUAUUACCCCUGUGGAAAAUAUCCUGGUGAGUUUGGAUAUUAUGAUCGCGGGGACGUAUCUGGUGAGUUUUGGAUAUUAGGCAUUUUCCCCUCCUUCGCGAGUGCCGGAUAUUACCUGCACUUCCUUGGAUCACCUGUCUGGAAGUAUUUGCCAUGCCAUUGACGGAUUUAUUACGUACGUGCGUGAUGUGUUUGGGUUUUUUGUUUGUUUUUAUUUUGUUUUCCUUUUUUUUUCACUACAUGAAUCUAGUUUCAUUCAAAUCUGCUCAAGAAUCAGAUUUUUUUCCCCUUGCUCAGUUUGUUUUCCAUCUUCCAUCUGGUCAUUGUGCUAACUCUGUCUUUCAUGGUGCUGUGCCAACCCUGGAUGUUUACCACACCAAUGGAUUUAGGACAAAUCUAACCAUCAGUUUUUGAAAAGGGCAUUGGAUUUAAGUAAAGUCAACUCAUUCCUUGUAAAAGGUGAGAUUUGCUGUUCCAGGGUCAAUGUGGAGUAUUUGUUUGCUCCAACGAAUCGUCAGGGCCUCCUCAUUUCCCCAUCACCUUCAACCACUAAUCGUGGUCAGGCUGGAAACUAAAGACGAGAAUUGGGACAAAAGGGGAGAAGAUGACAAAAGGGGAAAACGUCGGAUCAUUUUGGAGCCUACCAAGAGAAGUCAAAGACAGAAGAGUAGAAGACCUCUCAGUUGGAUAGACGAAGAACAUUUCUGUUGGAUCUAACAGUAUUUUGGGAUAUACGAGUGCAAGCCAAAGCUGCUGGAUUAACAAGCCCUAAUGUGGAUGUACCUGUCAGUCAAUUUAAACUGGACUAUAAGCAACAGUAUCUCCAGAUUUUAUGGAAGGUAUUUCACAAACCAGGUUGACGGAAUAUCCCAAAGUCUGAUUAACGUGUACCAUUUGAUGGGAGUGUGCUGCUACCACAGACUGGGAUUACAUUUUUAAAAACAAUCCUGUUUUUGUCAGUUUAAGAAGCUGAACGUGAAGCAAGUUUUUUUCCUUCGUGUCCUGCCCUGAAACUGAUGUUGGGAUUACUCCUCAGUACCUGUAAAAAUGGAUGUAUUUCAGUGCCCUAUGGAAGGAUUUUUAUAUUUUACUUUUAUAUUUUUUCCUGUCCUAUUAGGUGACUAUGAAGAAAAGGAUAUUUUUUUAAGAUGUAGUAAAAUGAGUUAGGAAUAUAUUUUUGCCAACUUUCAAGAACUCUCUUCUAAAUUCUCCAUGAAUAACAGUUUUGGAUACUCUCUUGAACGUCUCGAAGGAUAUUUUUAUCGUGAUGUUGCUGAAAAUGCCACUUUUUUCGCCCCAGUAUCUUUUGGCUCACACAUUUGCCCGCCAAUAUUGUAUUCGGAAUAUGUAGGUUCAUUUGCUUCUCUGAAAAGCAGCUCAGACAGUCGGGACAGAACGUACGAGCACAGUCCUUAUGGACACCAUGAACGCAGUGGCACUUUCGAUAGGCCGCGGCACUACAACACAGACUAUUACCGUGACCGCACCAUGUUUGCCUCUGGGGUCGCCACCAGCCCAGCAGUUAGUGCAAUUAGUGGGGGAUUUGAGACCCCAGAACCUCAUUUUGAAUCCCGAAUCCGCGACCCCUUCACCUUGUCCAGCUCUACACGCAGGGACCCUUACCGCGACGACAGGGGGCGGCGCGUCGAUCGGACUUACCACCAUCGCCGCAGCCGGUCUUCUCACUCUUCUCAGUCACGACAUCCUUCUCCACAGCGGUCCACCGGACAGACUCCCAAAGCCCCCAGCUCUCCCAAAAGAGCAGCAGCCUCUCCAGGCCGAGGUCCGCGCUCAAGGUCCCGAACUCGAUCAUCUAGCUCGGACUCAGUCAGCAGCACCGGCAGCACCGGCAGUGGCAGCAGUGACUCAAACAGCAGUUCUAGUGAGGGCUCUCGGGCACGCUCUGUUCAGUCUGCAGCCACUCAUGUUACUCCUGCACCCCCCCAAAUGUCUAUGGACUGUGAGGAGCCUCGUAGGAGCUUCGGCAUCAGAGUACAGAACCUUCCUGUGCGAUCCACAGACACAAGCUUAAAAGAUGGACUUUUCCACGAGUUUAAGAAAUAUGGGAAAGUGACAUCUGUGCAGAUACAUGGUGCAUCAGAGGAACGUUAUGGAUUAGUCUUCUUCAGACAACAAGAGGACCAGGAGAAAGCUCUUAGUGUAUCUAAAGGAAAGCUCUUCUUUGGUAUGCUGAUUGAGGUGACCGCUUGGAACGGCCCUGAGACAGAAAGCGAAAAUGAGUUUCGUCCCUUGGAUGGGCGGAUAGAUGAGUUCCAUCCAAAGGCUACUCGAACGUUGUUCAUUGGAAAUUUGGAGAAGACAACUAAUUACCAGCAGCUGCUUGAUGUAUUUCAGCGCUUUGGCGAGAUAGUGGUAAAGGAUAUUGAUAUUAAAAGGGUCAAUGGUAUUCCUCAGUAUGCCUUUGUGCAAUACUCCGAUAUUGCCAGUGUGUGUAAAGCCAUCAAGAAAAUGGAUGGGGAGUACCUGGGAGCCAACAGACUUAAGCUUGGUUUUGGGAAAAGUAUGCCUACAACUUGCGUAUGGUUAGAUGGACUGUCCUCUAACAUCACAGAGCAGUAUCUAACACGACAUUUCUGUCGCUAUGGACAUGUGGUCAAGGUUGUGUUUGACAGAAUGAAGGGAAUGGCACUUGUCUUGUACAACAACACAGAUUUUGCUCAAGCUGCUGUAAGAGAGACCAAAGGAUGGAAGAUUGGAGGCAAUAAAAUUAAGGUUGAUUUUGCCAGUCAGGAAAGCCAAAUGGCAUUCUAUCGCUCUAUGCAGGCGUCAGGACAGGAUAUUCGUGACUUUUAUGAACUCCCUGCAGAAAGAAGAGAGGAACGAAGACCUCCGUAUCACGAAUUUCCAGCAGAAAGAGCUUACUAUGAGAAUGUUCGGACACCUGGGAUUUAUACUGAAGACCCUCGACGAGAAUACCCUGCUCGCAGUCGUGAACGUUACACAGAAUUGGAGCAUUACCAGGGUGAACAUUAUGAUCCACGCUAUCAUGAAGACCCUCGGGAAUACAGAGAUUAUCGGGACCCUUUUGAACAGGACAUCAGAAAGUAUAGCUACAUUCAGCGAGAACGGGAGCGAGAACGGGAACGUUUUGAAGCCGACCGUGGCAGAUGGAGCCCGUCCCAUCAGCGCCGCCCUGUUUCACCUUCUGCUUCCCCGUCACCAUCUGAACGUGUUUCAAGAGAUGCAGAGAGGCGUGUGUUCAGGCACUCGUCUGAGAGAAGUGGAAGCUGCAGCUCCUUAUCGCCUCCUCAAUCUCAGUUUGAAAAAACAGAAAAGUCUCCUGUGGAUUUCAAGCCAGAGAGUCUGGAGAGAGAAAUGGAGCAGCAGGCUGAGGCAGACCGUGUAAGUGGGGCAGAGAAGAGCAAACGUAGCAGGAGAAAGGAGAAAACUGACCGAGAGAAGGGAGAGAAGAUAAAGUCAAGAAGGGGAAAAGUGCAGUCUCCUAGCAUACCUCGUUCUGAAGCAGACAGGGAGCCCAGUUUGGAUUCUAACUCUGGAAAAAUAAAGGUCCCAGACUCUGAUGGCUCAGAAAGACAGAGACACAAAGGUGAAAAUGAACCCUCCCCUGCUGAUCCUUUGUCCCGUCUUGAGCCACAAAAAGGAGAAAGGCUUGACCAAGGUAAAAGUGAGUCAGUGGACCGGGAUAGCAAAGGAAGAUCAAAGAAGCACCAAAAAUCUGACCUUGGAAAUGAGGGAAAAGAGACUCUUGUGGAUUCUGACAGGCUUGCCGCACGCAAAAGACGUUUUGGAGACCCCAGUUGCAAAGCCAUAAGGCAGAAAAGAGGUCGUCUUGAAGAUGAAAGUGCUGGGGUUAGUCAGUCUGCAGACUUUGGAGCAAAUUCUUCUCUUGCAAAGGAAACAGAAAUUGAUGCAAAAAUCGUAGAAAAAGAUGCACACAAGAGGGAACACAAGUCCAAAUCUGAAAGGAUAUCUUCUCACUUUAGUCAAAGGGAAGAGUUGGACCCUAGUACUAGAGGCGAGUCUCAGAGUUCAUCUGUACGGCUAGCAGAGCAUUCUGAUCCUAUCUUGGAGUCUUUAGACUCAAAAUCUCAGCCAGGUAUUUCUAGAAGAUUCUCCAAAGAUGGAACCCCGGAAAAGGACAAAGUUAGGGACGAGUACCUGGACAUUGAUCUUUCUCAGAGUUAUCGCAAGCAGAUGGAGCAAAACCGAAAACUUCGUCAGCAGCUGCAAGAGCCUGAUAAACCAGGAAAAACAGAUUCUACUCAGUGUUUGGAAACAGAAGACUUUGAACACCGUAGCCUGGUGCAUGAAGUAGGUAAGCCACCUCAGGAUGUAACAGAUACUUCUCCAUCAAGUAAGGCCAAGAAACCAGAGCAUUUUGACAUGGAUAUGACUACCAAGAGAGAACGUGUAUACAGAACAUCUCGUCCAAAAAGUGAAGACGCCGAAUGGAACAACACACAUUCUCCAAGGUUUCAGCAUGGCCCUCAUCAUGCAGAGGAAGAGUAUACAGAUGUUCAUCUAAUUAAUGUUAAAGAAGCAAAAGAACUUCCCAAGACAGAGGAUAAUGCUCACCCAGACCUGGACCUUCCAGUUAAACGGAUGCAGGCAUCUCAGGUGUCUAAGCAAAGCACCCCACUAUUGGAUGAACAGCAAAGACGCUGGGAGAGUCGUUUAAAACAUGACUUGUUUCCUGACUUUUCAAGGAAUUCAGAGAAAAGACGUUUAAAUCGGAAGUAUUUGGAUUAUGGACUUUGGCCUGAUUUGGAGCCUGGUGAGGUUCGCUCAGACUCUGAGGAAGAUCGAGAACACAAACCAAAUUCUCCAAUGCCCUCUACCUCUAUGUCCUUCCCUGAACGGCAUCGUGGGGACAGAAUACCAGAAUCUAAGCUUACCACCUCACUGGAGAGAAAUAGAUUUUAUUCCUUUGCUCUUGAUCAAACUAUCACUCCUGAUACUAAAGCUUUGUUGGAACGUGCAAAAUCUUUGUCCUCCUCAAGGGAAGACAAUUGGUCUUUCCUGGAUGGUGACUCUCAUUUUGCUAGUUUCCGUAGCAGAAAGGAUACAGAAAAGGUAGAGUCAACACCGCGACCAACACCUUCGUGGUACAUGAAGAAGAAGAAAAUUCGAAGUGAAUCUGAGGAUAAAAUCGAUGACAGAAAGGAAGAUCCUAAGCCAGAAGAACAUGAACGACGAGAGCUUUUUGCUUCUCGCUUUCUGCACAGUUCGAUCUUUGAGCAAGACUCAAGGCGACUCCAGCAUCUUGAACGAAAGCAUGAAGAUUCUGAACAUGGCUGUCCUGCCCAGCAAGGCCAAACUGAGGUUCAACCUGAUUCAGAACCAAUGGUUCUUUUCCAUGACCGCUUUAUGGAAUUAACAAGGCUACAGCAACAGAAGUUGAAGGACCAGGCUCAGCAAGAGUCAAAGAAGGAAGAAAUUGUAGAUGUAAAAAUUAACAGUAAAUCUGAGGAAGAGGAACCAGUCCAACAACGCAGUACUACUGAACCUAUCAUACAGCAAACUGAAAUUAAACCCAUCACCCCUGUACAGCCUCCGCAAACAAGUCCUGUCCAAGCGAUCAAUGUAAACCCUGCCCACGAAACUCCAAUUUCCCCACCAGUCUUGACAACUAAAGAGAUGUCACCAAAACAAGAGGCUGCUAAUGUUGAGACUCCUUCACCUAAGCAGCUUGAUCUACCUAUAAAAGAAGAAGAAAAGCAGCCUGAACAGGUCUUUGCAACUCUUCCACCGCCUCAAGAAACAUCUGAGACAGUUGGCUCAGAAUGCCAGGAGAUAAAGCCUUCAGUGAAUGAGAUGAAAGUUAACCCAACUAAAGAAAUGGAAACAAUUCCUGAUAGAGAUGCUGAGCAGCUCUCCAAUAGUGAUCUGCAGACCAACGACACACAAAUGAGCUGUGAACCAGAACCCGAGCCACAAACCAAGCCCAUUGAGUUACAGAAUUCUCCAUCCCCUAUGACUAUCGAUGAAGCUGACAAAUUAGAAAAGCCAGAGCCUGUAGCCAAAGUAACAGAACCUCCAGUUAAAGAGGUUGAAGCCAAGAAUGCUGACAGUCAUAUAGCAGAGGAACCAACCUCUCCUCCUCCAAGGUCAAGAAAUAAGAAAACAAAGGCCUCACCUCCGACACCCGUAGCCCCUUUGAUCUCACCAAGCACACCAGAUAAACAAAGCACUCGCAAGAGUGAGCGCAUUGAUAAGGAGAGGCAUAAGCGUUCAUCUUCUCCAAGAGGGGAGUCAUCUAAAGCAACUUUAGACAAGCCUGGGAAGUCUCCCAUCCAUAGUCCUGAACCUGAGCAGAGUGUGGAACAAAAUGCACCCCCUGUAAGGGCAAGACGCAGGAAUGUACGUUCUGUUUAUGCGACUGUAGUUGAGGGUGAAUCUGCCCCACAAACUGGCAAAGAUGUUGAAUCACCACGCAGUGCACGCAAACGUGGUACGGACAAAGAUAGUGGGCAACAGCAGCAACCUGAACCAGACAACCCUACUGCACCAGUAAUUUCAAGACGGGGUCGUCCACCUAAGAGUCGACGCCAAGGAGAGGAACAUCCAGCCGGAAAAAGUGAGCGGACAAAAAUGACUGAGACAAAAGAGAUGGAUAUAAAUGAGCCUGGAAAUAACGAAACAGUCACUAAAACGGGCAAAGGAAAACAUUCUCAGUAUGGACACAAAGCAAAUCAAACUGCUUCUGUUUCUGGACAAGGAAAAAAAGGAGACAAAAUAGAUAAAGUAUCUGAGACUAAUUCUCAAAAGAUAGAGCCCUUUGAAAUGGACACAGACGGCAAAAACCAGCAUGAAUGUGAUCCUUCCGGUAAAAGUGAUUCAAAGGAAGAACGUAAACCACAAAUUAGUUCAGAACCAAAGCAAGAAAAAGAGAAAGUGAAUCAAAUGGAAAAAGGCCCUGAAAGCCAAGAAAAGCCUGAAUCUAUUCAAGAACCCUCUUCUUUGGAAAAAAGUGGAAAAACUAAGGCAACUCGACUAAAUCGUGAUUCAAAAUUACUAACUGAAGAUAAAUCUCUCGGCCUCAAAAACCUUAGAAUCAGCCUUGAUGUGACAGAAGUAACUGUAAGACUUCAAACAGGCGAGAAUGAAUCUGGGCAUGAAGCAUCUUCUAAAAAGAUUGUGCCAGUUACUUCCCCCAAAGACCUGCCACUGGAACCUAAAUUGGCAAAGAACGAAAUGAAUACUAAAGAAGAAGAUGGUGAUACUAAAGAAGAUUCUGUAACCAGUGGAAAGGUCAAAGAUACUUCUGAAGCAUUAUUGUCGCGUCAGAUGGAGCUUGAACAAGCUGUUGAGAACAUUGCUAAGCUUACAGAAGAUCCUACUCCACUUCAGUUUAAAAGCCCAACAGAGAUCCAACCCCCUUUAUCUGAACUUCCAGAGGAGCCGGUUCAUGAAACAGAAGAAGAAAAACCUGCAAAUCCUGCUAGUGAAACUGAACUUGCAGCUGCUAUUGAUUCAAUCACAUCUGAAGAUGUGUCUUGCGGUCUGCCACAAGACCCAGUCAUGGAUACGGACCCUGAUAUUCAGACUUUAGUCCCAGAGGGCAAAGUUGCAGAGAGUAACUCUGGUACCGUUCAGGAGGAGCCCUCUACCACAGGAACCCCAAGAAAAGGCAAAGGUAGAGGAAAAGCCCAGAAAAGAGCCAAAGGCCCGAAGGCCAAUGUCAACAAGAAGGAAGCAAACAAAGAGCUAGAUGCAGAGAGGCCUUCUGUGAAACCACUAGACUCCAUACCUGAGGUUCAAACAGUCAAAGAAUCUUUGCCACCAGCUACUACUGUCGUUAUUACACCUUCAUCCAAGCAGGAUUUGAGCUUAACAGCUAAUGUUCCUGAAGUCCCUAAAGCAACAGAGGUUCCUCCUAAAGAACAAGCUGAUCUCCCAAAACCCUCUGGUCCGUUAGCUAAUAAAAGCCCAACAUCCCUCAAGCCUCUGUCCAAUCCUUAUGAGUGUACAUCUCCCUCCCUGUCUCCCACAAGUAUUUGCCUCAAACCUUCACAGCAAAGACUUCCAGUCUCCCCCACAGAUCGAUUGAAUCAACCCAAAGAGACUGUCGUUCUCUCCCCUUCAUUAACACCCUCAGUUCAAACAGAGAAUCCAAAAUUACACUCCGAUCCCUCUCCACAUGAUGCCAACACCAGUGAUUUGCGUAAAAUUCUUACAAAGCCAAGAAGUAUUCCAAUUACGGACAUUAGUCCAAUGCUGGGAAGCAUGCAUGCAAGGGAAAACGAUCCCAAGGGUACACCACAUGAGAGCAGGCACACUUCCAUUUCAGCCCAACCUGUGGUUCGUCCACCAGCAUCUUUGCCUUCCCCAGAAACAAAGCAAGUCUUUAGUGAGAAGUCGGUAAUUUCUGUCAUUGCCUCUAAUGCUACGUCAGUCAUCAGUCGGGUUUGCAAUCCUCCUGAAUCUGAGGAGAAGCUUAGUAUUCCAAUGGGAAAACCCUUUGUUGAGAAACAGCCUCCAAAGCAGAUGUACCAGCCCAGCAUGGAUGACAGCAAUGCCCAUCACGGCCCAACGGUUGGAGAGGAAGGUGGAAAUGCAGGUCGCUACAUAGUCGAAAGCACGUCCCUGAGUACAGGCCCUACUGCUGGACUAAGGGUAAAUACCUCAGAGGGAGUGGUAGUGCUGAGUCACUCAGGACAAAAAAUUGAGGGACGCCAGCGGAUUAGUGCCAAAAUCAGUCAGAUUCCACCUCCUAGUGCCGUAGACAUAGAAUCUCAGCAGUUGGUGUCAAUGCCACCGCUCAAGCAAGACCUUUACAGCCCCUCUCAGCCAGCUACACCUAAGGGUUCCUUGCCUGCAUCAGACAGUGGUCAUUCCAUGAAGUCACAGCCUAAUGUCUCUUCUAUUAAGCAAGAGUCUGGAUUAGAUAAAUUAGAUCUGUAUGCUUCACUUCAAAGUGGAGUUGUGAAAAGGCUUCAGCAGACAUCUGCACCUUCACAAGUAAUGGGUUUCCAUCACUCAGAAUACGGUAUGGUGAUGAAACAUCCCAAGAAAGGAGAAGGAAAUGAACCUCUCAAUGUGGAUAGUGUGAAACCUGCAUGGGUGUCAACAAUAAGCCCUGCCAUAAGCCCUCACCUGCCCUCUCCAGCUGGUAAUCAUGUUGGAUUCAUACCAGGAACCCCUACGGAUAGAGCACCUUCACAUAUUCAGGCUAAACAAGAACCACGCUCCCCACGGAAAACUGGACACCCCCAUUCUCCCUUUGUGCCUUCUCCUAUUGGCUCAUCGUCUCCUAAAGCUGUUUCUAUGGUAUUGCCUACAGGAUUAUCCACUAUGUCUCAAUAUGUCCCAAGUGUACACCACUCUGAGCAGUCUGUGAUCAUGCCCCCUCACAGCACUCAUGGCAAUCUUGGUAGAAUGUCACCUCACCGUGUAGGUCAGACCAUUCCUAUUGGUCACCUUUCUCAGGGAGAGGUACGAGUUAACACACCCCCAAUAUCAAUUAUGAACUUCGGCAUUCAUUCUGAGAGCCUUGCCUCAGCCUGGCCCCCUGGUCAACAGCGCCCCACAUCUCCCCAAGCUGUUGGCAACAGAGAAAUGGUUCUCAAAGUUAACCCAGCCAAUACCAGAGGCCAUGAAGGUGGCGAGGAGGAUGCAAGACGGUUUCACCCAGCACUUGGAAGACCACCAGCGGCACAGCUGAAACCAGAGUCAAUACCAGCAGAAUACCGUGGGCCGAUUCACAGUGGAUUGCCAUUGGACCGGUUCAACAUGUCGCCAAGAGACAUGCGAAUGCUCAUGCACCAUCAGCAGGGGGAGCGUCCAGCUGCAGAGAUUCAACAUGGACAUAUUGCGGAGGCUGCCCCUCAAACUUCAACACCCACCAGCAUUACGUCUUCGCUCUCUCCACGGGCACACCUGUUGCAAAAGAAUGUAGCUGACAAAGACCCAUUGAAACAGUCUGAUUUAAAGAGGAACACGCCACCUCCUGGGAAAGACGGGAUGAUGGGACUUAGGGGCGCAGUGCCUUCCAUGGCUUCUCCUCAGCGGGUACAGGUGAUUCCCUCAGGAGCCGUGCCACCCUUUUCGGAGUAUUCUGCGAUGUACACCAACCUACGCACUGUCCACUCGCAGUUUCCUGAAAGCUCACCUUUAGCGAUUGCCCAACCACCUCAUAAUAUCACGCCUUCACAGGGUAUUCAAGAAACUGACCACGGCCAGGUACAGACUGAAGGUAAACUGGAGCAUGUUGGACACCAGCAAGUCAACAUGGUGCAGCUUCUGACGAAAUACCCAAUUGUGUGGCAAGGCCUGCUGGCAUUGAAGAAUGACACCGCAGCUGUCCAGUUGCAUUUUGUGUGUGGGAACAAGUCUCUUGGCCUUCGAUCGCUUCCUGUGCCGGAGACUGGUGCUCACCUCCGUAUUGUUCAGAGAAUGAGGUUAGAGACGCCGCAGCUCGAGGGAGUGGCUCGCAGAAUGACUGGUGAGAGCGACUUCUGCCUCCUACUGGCCAUGCCCUGUGGUCGAGAUCAGGAAGAUGUCGUAAACCAGACGCAAGCCCUUAAAUCGGCCUUCAUCAAUUAUUUAAAGGCCAAGCUGGCUGCAGGCAUCAUCAAUGUGCCCAAUCCUGGAUCAAAUCAGCCUGCCUACGUGUUGCAGAUUUUUCCUCCAUGCGAGUUUUCGGAGAGUCAUCUUUCACGACUCGCUCCAGAUCUCCUCAGCCAGAUCUCCAGUAUCUCCCCUCAUCUAAUGAUUGUCAUUACCUCAGUGUGAAUCUGCAUUUCCUCAGACUGAGCUCCACUCACAUCAGCUCUCCUCCCCCUCUGACUUCGCCUCCACGGACGUUCGCAUUUACAGCCUGAAGGGACUCUGGAGAUAUUUGUGUUUUUGUUUGUCUGGAAUCUUACAUAUCAACUCCAGUUCGUCUUUCCUCUGGUGACCCUCCCGGCUCUCCGAAUCGCUCAAGGAUUUGUCCGUGUGCAGCACCACUCACUCCGGGUUACGUACAAGCUAAUUUGACCAUUUCUGCUGUAUUUGUAUUUAUUGGUAAUUUUUUUUAUUUUUUGCUUAUGGAAAUUCUUUGGGAAAUCAGGAUGUUUUGAAGAAUAAGGAAAAAAGAAGAAAAAAGGUGACGAACUGGACGCUACUUUUUUUUUCUUCAUUCUUCAGUGAUUCAGUUCUAUUUUUUUUAAAAGGUGGAUGAUAGAAAUCAUUGUAACAGACUAAUGGGUUUUUAAGUAACCAUGCACCACAUUCAUUGGUCAGUGCGCCUUCCGAAGAGGAAUUAACAUUGGGAAUGUACAUUUCAGGGGAUCUUCUCAUCCGCCUUGCUUUGUCGCUCACUUUGCUAAACGCAGAUCACAGCAGACUCCUCCUCCGUCUUCGGCUCGAAACACACAGACAGACACGCAGCUGCAGAACUCUGGAGUUACCAGAUUGCAGGACUGUAAAUAUUUUAAAUAUUUAAAACCCUGGCAAGUUGGCUUAAACCCAGGAGAGUUGCUUGUUAUUAUUUUCAACCAUGGAACUAACCACAGACAUCUUCGGAAAAAAAGAGACGAGCGAAGAACAUCGACACAAACCCGAACUUAAAUUUGUGAUGUAAAUACUUUAAAAGACUUUGGGCUGGCAGCUCUUGCGAGGGUUUGUUGCGGGCACUUCAGUUUUUCUUACUCAAAUAAAAAAAAUCCAGAAAACUUGAAUAUAA
Astyanax mexicanus (Mexican tetra) is the source of this 11921-nucleotide messenger RNA. RefSeq names its product msx2-interacting protein. Bases 1484 to 10987 code for a protein of 3167 amino acids. Gene Ontology annotation, cellular component: nucleus. The record is from RefSeq and is a predicted model, not a curated record. Gene Ontology annotation, molecular function: mRNA binding. Lineage: Eukaryota; Metazoa; Chordata; Actinopteri; Characiformes; Acestrorhamphidae. The transcript is spliced from 14 exons. Gene Ontology annotation, biological process: regulation of transcription by RNA polymerase II.